Molecule: messenger RNA, 288 nt
Organism: Miscanthus lutarioriparius
Lineage: Eukaryota; Viridiplantae; Streptophyta; Magnoliopsida; Poales; Poaceae
Source: the annotation of a GenBank genome assembly
AUGGAGCGCCACGCCGAGAAACCGCUCCUCGUGCUCCUCGUGCUGUCCUGCCUCCUCCUCCUCCCCCUCGUCUCCGCCGUCCCCACGCCAAGAAGCCUGCGGCUGGGGAUGGGGAGCCAGCAGCAGUACCCGCCGGUUCUAAAGCUCAGUUCUUCUCAGGAGACGGCGAUCGCGGCGGCGAUGAACACGGGCAGGCCGGCGGCGAGGAUGGUCGUGGAGGUGAACGACUACCAACCGUCUGGCCCCAACAACCGCCAUGACCCACCCAAGGGUCCCGGAAGAGCUUGA